Messenger RNA from Entrophospora sp. SA101, 595 nucleotides. The record is from the annotation of a GenBank genome assembly. Lineage: Eukaryota; Fungi; Glomeromycota; Glomeromycetes; Entrophosporales; Entrophosporaceae.
CAAUGUAAUUGUUAAUGAACAACCGCCACCUAGCAAUGUAAUUGUUAAUGAACAACCGCCACCUAGCAAUGUAAUUGUUAAUGAACAACCGCCACCUAGCAAUGUAAUUGUUAAUGAGCAACCGCCAUCUAGUGAUGUAAUUGUUAACGAUCAACCGCCAUCAAUUAAUGCUAUCACUAAUCAACAGCAAUCACCAAUUAUUAAUGAACAAUUACCGCCAUCAAACAUUGUUAUUAUUAAUGAUCAAAAGUCAAAUAUUAUUACUACUAUUAAUGAACAACCACCGUCAAAUAAUGCAACUAUUAAUGAACAGCCACCAAUAAUUGAUGCGAUUAGUAACGAACAACCACCAAUAAUUAAUGCGAUUAUUAAUGAACAACCACCAACUAAUGAUGUUCUUAGUUCCCAACCACCACCAAAUAAUGUUAUGAUUAGUUCUGAUACUACUACAAUUAAUACACAUCAAAUCAACACAAGUAAUCAAAUUACCGUUGAAUCCAACUGUAGUGACACAUUUACAACUUUCAAAUCAUGUGGGGCCUUUGCAAAUUUACUCAAACCAUGGAUAUUCCACAAGAUUUUCAGAAACCAUUGA